Molecule: messenger RNA, 348 nt
Organism: Pelobates cultripes (western spadefoot toad)
Lineage: Eukaryota; Metazoa; Chordata; Amphibia; Anura; Pelobatidae
Source: the annotation of a GenBank genome assembly
AUGGAUGGUGAGAACAGUUGCGAUGCUGGCUUGACCUUAAUACAGGAAACAAGCAGAGAACAACUGGAAGAUUUUGAUCAGCUUCAGGCAGAAAUUAAAAAACGUACUACGCAGAUGAAUACGCUGCACCAGCGAUUUGCUUUUUUGCAAAUUCAAACAUUGUUGGAUACUAAAAAAGAUGAUUUUAUUAAGAAACAAAUUCAGCACACGUGUGCUCAGUACACGGAAUUGAAUGCUGCAUCUAUGCUCACCGAAAUAACUCGACUUCGGCACCACAUUAUCUUGUAUAAAGAGGUCAAUCCUGAUGUGCAGGUUGCAAACUGGUCAGCUUUAGAUUUGCUUCGCUAG